Laccaria bicolor S238N-H82 is the source of this 1836-nucleotide messenger RNA. RefSeq lists its product as uncharacterized. The transcript has 8 exons. Gene Ontology annotation, molecular function: oxidoreductase activity, acting on the CH-CH group of donors. The record is from RefSeq and is a predicted model, not a curated record. Lineage: Eukaryota; Fungi; Basidiomycota; Agaricomycetes; Agaricales; Hydnangiaceae. The coding region runs from base 1 to 1785 and encodes 594 amino acids.
AUGCGAGUCGAGGAAGGCUUCCAACCCGUACCCUUUCAGGAGGAGAACACUUACACCAGCGAUCCCGUUCUUCCAGAUCUAUUGAAACGUACACUCCCCCCAAGUGUAUUCCAACAAAUAGAGCCAGACCUAAUCCGCCUCGGCGGAGAAAUCAUCACCUCAAUCCGCUCCCUUGGGGAUGGCAACAAAAUCUCUCCGCCAAUAUUGACUCAAUACGACCAAUGGGGUCGAAGGGUGGAUAAUCUGCAGACAAGCGAAGGGUGGAGGGACCUCAAGGCAGUCGCUCAGAAGGAAGGGAUUCCUGGUAUAUUCUAUGAACGCAAAUUUAAGGAGCACAGUCGUGUUUAUGGGUUCGCAAAGAUGAUGAUGAUGGUUGGGGAUACCCAUGAGGUAUUCUGUCCGUUGAGUAUGACAGAUGGAAGUGCCCGAGUAAUUGAGCUCAUCGGAACUCCUGAAAUGAAGAAGAAGAUACUGCCACGACUCAUAAGCCGCGACCCGUCUUUUGCGUUUACAUCAGGACAAUGGAUGACAGAACGUCCAGGGGGCUCAGACGUGUCAAGAACGGAGACGACAGCGGUGGACACCGGGAAGAGCCAUUCGUUUGGGCCCAAAUACAGCCUAAACGGUUUUAAAUGGUUUUCCAGUGCAACGGAUAGCGAAGUGUCCGUUGCCCUUGCUCGCACAGGUACCGCCGAGGAUGGAUCGCGGGGCCUCUCGUUGUUCCUCGUUCCUCUGCGGCUACCUUUGCUACGAGAACGUUCAGACCCCCCGUCAUCCCCUGUGAGCAACAACAUCUUCGUUCACAGGCUGAAGAACAAGAUCGGGACCCACGCACUACCAACAGCUGAACUAACUUUGACCUCGACGGAAGCGUACUUAAUGGGAGAACCCAACCAGGGAAUCAAGAAUAUCACGCCGGUGCUAAACAUAACGCGACUAUGGUCUGCUGCGACUUCAGUCGGCAAUUUGCGUAAAUGCCUCUCCAUUGCAACGGCAUAUGCCAAAGUCCGUUCUAUAAAGGGUGGAAGCCAACUCCUUCAGGACACUCCAAUUCAUGUCGCCCAACUGGCAUCUAUCAAUCUGCUGUACAGAGCUCUGACCCACCUGACAUUUGGUGUCAUUAGCUUGCUGGGAAAGUCAGAGUGUGGUGUUGCGACAACUGAUGAGCUUCGCAGACUUAGGAUGCUGACGCCCGCGGCCAAGGCUUUCGCUGCAGAGAAGGCUUGUGCUGGGAUGGAGGAAGCUAUGGCGGCUCUUGGCGGAGCUGGUUAUAUGGAAGAGAACGGAAUUGGUCGCUCCAUCCGAGAUGCAUUGGUGGAGAAGAUAUGGGAAGGAACGGUGGUUGUCCUGGCCCUUGAUCUUGCAAGGUCUGCUCAAGACCGCGAAUCAAUGGAAUCAUUCACCUCUUGGGCGAACAGAGUGAUCAGCAGCGCCGCUUCAGAUCUGCAGGAAAUUAUUCAAAGACCUUUAGACCUCUUGAAGAAUGCUCUUGAAGAGCUCCGUACAGCGUAUACUCAGCCUCUGCCACCUUUGAUCCCUCGACCAGCUCUUAUGCUUGUUGCCAGCAUUGCUUCAUCUGUGUAUCUCCUUGAACACGCAAUCUGGUCUAGAACAACACAGGGACACUCCAGUGAGGUGGAUGUGGAAGUGUUCAGGAGAUGGGUCCUGGAAGGCGGCACAGCUGCAGCGAUUGAAGAUGUGAAGAAAGCUAAAGAGGGUGCAAACAAUCGGAUUGACAAUAACUUUGCGAUUACCUUUGGGAAUAAGCGGAAGGCUAGAAUGUAGUUUCUACCUGCGACACUCUUCUCAAAUGAAACUAAUCGUACAUUGCUGGUU